AAUAGAAAUUGAAACUUUCAUCAAAAAGCUCGAACUUUAUCGCGAUAAAUUCACCAAUAAUUAUGAAUAAUUGUCUAAAUAAUCAUGUACCUGAAAACCGUAAAGUUACCUACGUUCACAAUGACACCUUAAUGCGCCUAUCAUCGAAAAUUCCCAAUGUACAGAAUAGAGCUUCAGUCGUUCAUAAUCUGAUCAAGUCGUACGAUUUAUUGAAGCAUAUGAACGUUGUAAACGUUGCUCCGGCGACCACCGAAGACUUGUGUAAAUUUCACAGCAGUCUUUACAUCGAUUUCCUACGAAACAUUUCAGAAAACUAUACCAAAACUGUAGAAGAGGAUAAAGACGAAGUAGUCGAAGAGUUUUCGAAUGAAAGUGAAGAUUAUGGAAUAGGUUAUGACUGUCCAAUUGUCGAACAUGUUUUCGAAUUAUCAUCGUUGAUCGCUGGAAGUUCUAUAACAGCAGCGAAGAUUUUAUGUGAACGUAAAUCCGACGUUGUUAUUAAUUGGUAUGGAGGAUGGCAUCAUGCCCAAAGAGAUCAAGCAGAAGGAUUCUGUUACGUGAACGAUAUUGUAUUAGCUAUCGAAGAAUUAAGAGUAUCGUUCGGCAGAGUUCUAUAUAUAGACUUGGAUAUACAUCAUGGUAACGGAGUCGAAAAUGCGUACAACUUUACAUCCAAAGUACUCACUUUAUCAUUCCACAAACACGAAGCCGGUUUUUACCCAGGAACCGGUGAUUUAAAAGACGUAGGCAUUGGAAAAGGCAAAUUUUACACAGUUAAUGUACCUCUAAAAGAAGGAAUGAAUAAUAUUUCGUAUCGUUAUUUAUUCGAAUGUAUCAUCAAAGAAAUUAUGACCAAGUAUAAACCUAAUGCUGUGGUUCUUCAAUGUGGAGCUGAUGGCUUGACAGGAGACAAGUUAGGCGGUUUUAAUUUGACCCAAGAGCUAUAUGGGUAUUGUUUGAGACGAGUACUCGGUUGCAAAAUACCCACUUUGGUAUUAGGCGGAGGAGGAUACAAUGUGCCAAAUGUAGCUCGAUGUUGGACUUAUUUAACCGCUAUUUGUGUGAAUCAAAAUAUAUCGAAUAAUAUACCAGAUAAUGAAAAUUUCAGUAUUUUUGGACCUGAUUUCACCUUAAAUAUAACCGAAAGUAAUCGAAAAGAUUAUAACAGUAGGGAAUACCUCAACUCUGUACUUCAUGAGAUAAUUUAUAAUAUUCGUGAUAAUAUACAAUAAGUGAGACUGAAAAUGAAAGUCAUUUAUAGAAGCAAAGCUGGUCUUUGGAUUGAAGUAUUGGUUUAUCAUCGUGUAAUUCUUUUUGUAACUUUAGGGUAAUUUGUACCUUUUUGUUUAAUCGUGAUAAUUUUUUAAUUUUGAAAUAAAUCGAGUAUUUUUUUACAAU
Messenger RNA from Planococcus citri (citrus mealybug), 1398 nucleotides. Its product is annotated as histone deacetylase 8-like. Gene Ontology annotation, biological process: negative regulation of transcription by RNA polymerase II. The transcript is spliced from 9 exons. The coding region runs from base 63 to 1232 and encodes 389 amino acids. The record is from RefSeq and is a predicted model, not a curated record. Gene Ontology annotation, cellular component: nucleus. Gene Ontology annotation, molecular function: histone deacetylase activity. NCBI's taxonomy places the organism in Eukaryota, Metazoa, Arthropoda, Insecta, Hemiptera, Pseudococcidae.